Messenger RNA from Triticum aestivum (bread wheat), 914 nucleotides. RefSeq lists its product as uncharacterized. The record is from RefSeq and is a predicted model, not a curated record. Bases 149 to 481 code for a protein of 110 amino acids. NCBI's taxonomy places the organism in Eukaryota, Viridiplantae, Streptophyta, Magnoliopsida, Poales, Poaceae. The transcript has a single exon.
CUCUUCCUAUUUAGUCCUGCCCACCUCCGCCUAUCUUCUACAGCAGCAGAGCACACCGUCACACACCCCAGAACUCGAUCGACAACCCACAUCCAUCUCUAGCUUCUACCAGCUGAAGCACACUAGCACCAAGACAGAGGCAGACUCCAUGGACGCUGUGGAGUCCUCUUCGUCCUACUCGCCACCGUCACUGCGCCACAAGCUGCGGACCACCGUAUGCGGCUGCUUCGGCUCGCCGUCGUCGCCGGGUAGCGGCGGGGAGAGGCCACAAAACAGCGGCAGGGCCAGGUGGAGGAGGCGCGUGGCGGCCGCGGGGGAGUUCAGGUACGACCCGCUCAGCUACGCGCUCAACUUCGACGACGGCGCCAGCGGCAGCGAUGACGGCGCGGAAGCAGAGGACGCGGCCUUCCCGUACCGGAACUUCAACUCGCGCCUGCCGCCCUCGCCGGCGCCGGCCUCCCGAGCCGUCGCCAUCGCCUGAAGUCGCCAAUCGAAUCGUACAAGUAGCUGUCGGCCGUCCUUUGCUGCUUCUGUACCUUUCUGUCUCUCUGAUUCUUCUUCUUCUCCAAGUGAAACUGUAUUAACUCUGUGAAAGCAUUUUAUACGGCCGUGCAAAUCGCAGCGAUGUAGCGGCAGUGUACCAGUAGCAUCAUUGUAUAGUGUAUACAUAUAGGAUAAUAGGAAUCGAUCAACCAAUUUUAGUGUUCCGUCGGUUCUCAAUGCAAGAUGAAGAAUUGGUUUGAUCGGGAAAAGGCUUCCUUUUCUUUUGGAUGAUGAACUGUGAAGGAAGUUAAACCUUGGCCGGGUUGGUGGUGGGUGGAAAUGGAAUCAUCUGCCGUCGCCAUCCACCGUGUGGGCUGCGCGUAUCCAACGAUGUACUCCCUCCGUAAACUAAUAUAAGAGCGUUUAGAUUA